AAUGGGAUACGUGGUGAGGGUGAGGUUUGCAUCAUUCUUCGCCGGGGCUGCGUUGACGUCGGCUAUUGGCCUUUACGUCCUUCGCGACGAUUACAAGUCCGCUCAUCAAUCCAUCUCUCUUCAGAUGGAUGGCCUCAAUGAAUCUCUUGAUGGCCGUAUCUCAAAACUGGAGAAGUUGAAAGAAGUUGAGGCAGCAAAACAGGGAGAGGCUACAGAGUGAAGUUCAAAAUUGUGUUGAUGUUUUGGUUUGGUGACUCUCCAAAUAUUUAUGUUCAUCAAGUCAGAGGCAGGUUUUGAUUUUAGCUAUAGUCAGCAGUCAAAAUAUUUACUGAUGUUUGGAAUUUUUGUGUGUGUAAUUGGAUAGAUGUCAACUGUUUCUUUUCAAUUUAGAGAUGACCGAAUCCACACACAAGCCCCUUCCAGCAACUAAAUUGCCUUUUGUAAUUUGUAUUAUUAAGGGAAAGUUAGGUGUUGUACCCUGGGUCAAUAUUUCUACGUUUGGA
Messenger RNA from Camellia sinensis, 503 nucleotides. The record is from RefSeq and is a predicted model, not a curated record. Lineage: Eukaryota; Viridiplantae; Streptophyta; Magnoliopsida; Ericales; Theaceae.